CUUCAGACUGAUUUGAGAACUGAAACUUUCCCUGACAACACGCCUAUAACCGUGACAUCGAGUGAACCAAGUGACGGUAGUGGCAUUCUGACAAACACACCGAAUAGUUUUGCAGAAUUUCUCACAGAAAGAAGGUCGGAUUUUAGCUCGGGACAGUCAGUGCAUUGUCAGAGCGCAGCGAGACAAACCGAGCCGAUAGACCAAACAACACACACUGCUGGCUUGGUGGCCAGAGAACUACAGUACAGUACUACAGAGAGAAGCAAACGCCUGAGCACCAACAGCCGGUGAGACGGAGCGCAAACACAAUCUAGCACAGUCACCGCAAUUCUCCAGCUCUAGGCUACUGGAACAUCUUCCUGUGGGCCUCCUUUUCGUUUUUACGCGCGUCCUGCAGGGGUUGUCGACGGUUGGGUAGAUCUACAUCCGACAUGUCAACGGUUACAGCUUCGGUGGUUGAUGUUUCCAGAAAUAUUUAUUCAACCGAAAACGGAAACCGUGGCGGCAGUAAUUAUACAGGCCAGUGUACGCCAAUGCCCCUGCCUGCGCUGGGGACCCAGAAGAUUAUCCAGGGGAAUGGCACCAACGUGGGAACGGUGAUCACCUUGCAGUGCCCAUCCAGACACCAUCUGGUCGGGGGCAGUGAGGUGUCCUGCGUCUGGGGCAGCAACAGCACCCAGUGGUCAGGAGGUUCACCCUGGUGUAAACCGUUGUCCAUGUCGGAGGACUUUGGGUUCAGUGUGGCAGUGGUGUCCUCUAUCAUCAGCUGUGCCAUCAUCCUCCUCAUGUCCAUGGCCUUCAUCACCUGCUGUCUGCUCGACUGUGUCAAGGAGGAGGAAAGGAAAAAGGAGGAGAGGGAGACGGAUCUGUGGCACCAGCCGGAGCAAGGGGAGCAGGAGGAGAACAGGGCCUCUCGCUAUGACCACAAGGGCAGAAACAACAAUAACAACACCCAGGAGAAGACACUGCCACAAUGGGACCACCAGGACCCUUCAAUGUGUGACCAAAGGAGACCCAGCUGGUGCCAUCAGUACCCCUAUGCUCUGACUGGUCCAGCCCCAGCCUCCACCUUCGGCCCAGCCCUCAACUCACCCCCUCUCCCCUGCAGAGGCUACGACCAGCCCAUUCUUUUGCAUAACUCAGGCCUGUACCGCAACCCAGGUCAGCCAAACAAUCCAGGCCUACUUCAAAACCCCAUCCCGCCCCAGUAUCCAGGUUCAACUCGGACCGUGGGGUACCGGAACCCAGAGGUACCCCCUGGCUCAGGCUUGGCCAGGCUGUAUGUAGGACAGGAGGGCAGUGUGUCCGUGGUGAGCACUCCACUUCUGGAGGAGUGGAGUGCCCAGGAGCGCCCCAUACGGGUCAUAUCCAUGUGAGGUCACAACCAGGAAGUGACUGGACAUAGACCACAUGGGCAUGGAUAAACUGAACAUCAAUCAAGAAACUGGAUCCAAAAGGGAGAGGACCACCUCAAUGGGGACCACACCUAUGUCAUUAACAACCAGGCACCAAUGACUGAAUAAUUAGGGGGCGCUCAUGUAGUUCUGUUUCACUGUAUGUACAAGUGGGUAACCUGUACAAGUGUGAGGUGUGAAAUGGAAAUGUAUUUUUUGCAUAUCCCACUCCCCCUGAGACACCCUCGGAGAGUGGGGUCACAGCCAGGCGAUCAGCCAUUAUUGACAGCAACCCUGGAGAAAUUAGGAUGAAUUGUCUUGCUCAAGGGCAGAAUGACAUAUUUUUACCUUGUCGGCUCGGGGAUUCAAUCCAGCACGCGAGUAGCGGUAGACCAUUCGGUGGCAAAGCAGCAUUUUUAGGUUGCAUCAGACAUGUGCCUUAAACGCAGACCCUAUCCCUCUGGACACUGCCAGAAGCCGAGAGUUGGUGAGGACAUUCAUUAUUCCAUAGGAAUCACUUAUUGUGUUACUGAUUGAUUUCACAGUGUUCUUCCGUGAAAUGUACAGUAGUAAACAUGUUCAGUUCGGAAAUAUCCUGUAUCUCUGAGUUACGAAAUCUAGUAAUUCUGCUUCUGGAAAGAAUCCUUAAAACGUUGUACAGUAUUCUGCAUUUUUAGGUUUGAUGCUACUGCUUUGUUGAAUCCAGGGAUAGCAUGUGUAGGGCUACAGUUCCCAAUCCUGUUGUGUAUAGUAUGUGAUGGUACUUCAUGGUACAAAUAACUGUUAAAUUUUAUUCUGUACUAUUGGAAUGAAAAUUGAAUUUUCUGAAACUUUUUUAUAUUCCUAUACCCAACUGAUACUGACAUUGAUGGUACAUUAUGCAAGUUGUGCAAGUCACACUGCAGAUGGAUUGACAAUGAAUCAUUUAAUAAAUUCUACAUUCUUGAA
Molecule: messenger RNA, 2342 nt
Organism: Salmo salar (Atlantic salmon)
Lineage: Eukaryota; Metazoa; Chordata; Actinopteri; Salmoniformes; Salmonidae
Cellular component (GO): plasma membrane
Source: RefSeq, a predicted model, not a curated record